Linum tenue is the source of this 273-nucleotide messenger RNA. Lineage: Eukaryota; Viridiplantae; Streptophyta; Magnoliopsida; Malpighiales; Linaceae. The record is from the annotation of a GenBank genome assembly.
AUGGCGACGGAUUGUUUGCAGCUGGUGCGACUUUUGACAGAGCAGUCUUACUCUCGAUCGGAGCUGGGAGUGGUGUGUCGGAAUAUUCGAAGGCUGGUGGAGGACCGACGAGGAAGCUUCUCUCACACGUACAAGGAGGCUAAUGAAGCGGCUCAUAUUAUGGCACACGCUCGCACUAGAUGGGACGAGCGGAUCGUUUGGCUGGACCGACCGCCAAUUUAUUUAGUUGAUCGGAUUAAGCUGGAUGAUGUAGCAGCUAACUCUGUUCAAUGA